Molecule: messenger RNA, 1344 nt
Organism: Cylindrotheca closterium
Lineage: Eukaryota; Bacillariophyta; Bacillariophyceae; Bacillariales; Bacillariaceae
Source: the annotation of a GenBank genome assembly
AUGGUGAAAGCCUGUCAUAGCAGUUCAGCGGCAUUGCUUUCGCUUUUCUUCUAUUGUGUUCUGUUCCUUCAUUUUCAUCUAUUCCAUGAGACCAACAACGAAAUGGAAAAUCCUCGGCGAUAUACCUCUAGUCUUUUCUAUAAAGACGCAGCUCAAGCCACACCAAUAACGACGGACCCCGACCAACAUCUAACUCCAAACGACGACGGGCCAAACUCAUCCAGUGAUGCUGCCACUUCAGCUAUACCUCCAAGUGGUCUAGAUGAAGGUUCGUUUGUCAUGCACGAUUCCAUUCAAACCCCUUUCUUUAUUGGUGCCGGGCUGGGAACUACCGGCACGACAGCAGUGUACAAUGCCAUGUGUUUACUUGGCUUUCCAUCCGUUCAUUUUCGGCGCAGCUGCAUCCACCCACCAAUGAUGUCCAAUGGCAGCGGCCAUACAAUGGCUUUCAACAGAGUCAACGAUUCCGUAAAUGUUUUUCACUUUGCUAGAGGUCGGUCUGGUAAGAGCAUGAACCAACUCCAGAUGGAGGCUGCCGAAAAGAUGUUAUUGGUAGAAGAGGGCCUUUCGGCCCAUACACGACUACUCAAAUCAUGGCGAUCUUUGCGAGUAUGUGCCAGAAGAAGCCGACAGCAGCGAGAAGAUAUAUUGUCCAAUUUUAGCUCGUCGCGACUACGGGGAGGAUGUUCUAACUUUACUGGCAUUGUAGACAACUUGAAUCAGCAUGCUUCUCAAGUUGUAGCAAGUGGACUCGCUUUUGUAACGGAUACGCCUUAUCCAUUCUUGAUCAACUUUUUGAGCCAAGUCGCUCUCAAACACCGUCCUAAUACAGUAAUCAUCUUGACCGAGCGAGAUCCCGAAGCUUGGGUGAAAAGCCGACUACGCCACCACAAUGGCGAAUCGGAUCUCAUGUGCUUUGAAACUACUGCAAUAGCCGCCGCCUUUGAUUUGCAAGAGUGUUUGAAACGAAACGAAAACCUACAGCAGCUAUCAACUGAAAGCAGUGAUACAACAAUGUCAAAGCGACACUAUCAUGUUCAGAAUCUUGCCUUUCAACAUUCGGAAAUUAUUGGUGACAAGAACAACUACUACUCGGCAGCAGAAAAGGACUACUACCGUUCCUUUCUCGCAAAGGCGGUGAAGCAGCACCAUGCUCGUAUCAAAACCAACAAGAACAUGACGGCAUUGAAUUGGCCAACCAUUGUCAUCAAUCUUUGGGCCGAAGAUUUUCCAACGGUACCGGACUUGGCUCAAGCUCUCUGGAAACGAAUGAAACCAAUAUUGCCUCCCGAAAUCCUUUUACAAUAUGAAAAUGCAACCCCAUUGCAAAGCCUUCGACGCUAA